Messenger RNA from Staurois parvus, 493 nucleotides. The record is from the annotation of a GenBank genome assembly. NCBI's taxonomy places the organism in Eukaryota, Metazoa, Chordata, Amphibia, Anura, Ranidae.
AAUGCCAGUUAUCGGCAUUUCUCUCCCCACGAGCUGUCACGCUGCCAGCUUGAGAGGAGACGAGAGCCAGUAAUCGGCAUUCCUCGGAGGGGACAUCAGUGCCACCUGUCAGUGUCCAUCAGUGUGCCAGCUGUCAGUGCUUAUCCAUGCCACCUGCCAGUGCCCAUCAGUGCCAUUUCAGUGCCUACCAGUGCACAUCUGAGCUGUCUUUCAGUGUCACCCAUCAGUGCCAGUCAGUGCCACCUAUCAGUGCCACCAAUCAGUGCUACGUAUCAGUGCCAGUCACUGCCGCCUAUCAGUGCCAGUCAGUGCCGCCUGUCAGUGUGCAUCAGUGCCGCCUAUCAGUGCCCAUCAGUGCUGCCUAUCAGUGCCACACAUAACAGUGCCAGUAAGUGCCACCUAACAGUGCCAGUCAGUGUCGCCUGUCAGUGACAGUCAGUGCCGCCUAUCAGUGCCAGUCAGUGCCGCCUAUCAGGGGAUCGCGGCGUCCUGU